AUGGAUUCAGAAGGCCCGUCUCUGGCAGACCAGCUCGAAGAGUUGAGGGCAUUACCUGACAUUCCUGAUGCCUUCCGGCUGUGUUUGUUUACUCUUGAGAUCAUUGUGUCGGUAUUGUCAUUAUGGGUACUGUACCUUCUGACAGUGGUGCUUAUACGAUGUAAAGGCUUACAUUACAAUCUACGAAUAGUGUUUGUACACAUGAUUAUCAUACAAUGUGUCGAAAGAGUCGUGCGUAUUGUACGAGUAUCUGACAUCACGUUACAUUGGAUGCCUACAUACGAAGGUCAGAUGGUCGAAGACAUACGACGAUGGCUGUGGUGGUACUGUAACUUGGCCUAUGUUUUUGUGAUAUUCGAAAGAGUUAUCGCAACAUUAAACUUUAGUGAAUACGAAUAUUGGGGCGUUUCGGCCGCUUAUUACGUCUUGCUAGCAUCAGUAAGUCGUAUUUUGAGUUUGUGACAUUUUUUUUAGUAUAUCAGCGGUGGUGCCUUCUACUAUGUCAGCCAGUUUGUUUGUAAGUUUUAAUUUUAGAAUUGCUAGCUCAUACUUUCAGUACUUAAUAUCUCUUAUCAAGUUUUAAGUUUAAUAAAAGUAAAGUGUUAUCUUUUAGCUGACAACUUCACUCAACUCUUGAUGAAAGUGAUAUGUGUUAUGUUGCCAUGGUUUGUAAGUCAAUGUGAUUCGUAUAUUACUUUUAUAUAGGCUUUGCACGUCUGUGAGCGAAUCAACGGUGAUUUGUCCUCAAACAACUUUGACUUGUCGUUGAGUGCCAGAUUUCAAAUCAAUGAGAACAUGUCGACCUGCUUCUCGAUAAAGGCUUGGAUAUACGUUAGUGCUGUCAUGAAUGUCUGUAUAUCAAGUAUCAUGUGCAUAAUAUGGUAUUACAUCACUCCCAACCACCUACUGUACGGAUUACAUGUCAUAUCCAAUCUGUUUGACUUGGUCAUAGCUAUAUACGUAUUCAUCUUCCCGGUGGUCAUAAUGUACUCAAAUGCCUCGAUGCUCAACAUUCUAAGGUAACUUUCGUUUUGUUUAUUAAACAAAAUAUACAGGAUGUCGUAUCUAUUAUAUUAAUUAGUUUUUACAGAAGAAUGUUUCGGAGGAAAGACAAGAACAAGUUGUUCCACAAGAAGAAUACAGUAUCCAUCUCACCCAUGCCCUUCUAUCCGCCCACUACUGACGAUUACUUCAAGGUGCUCAACGAUCGUUGGAAUCUGUUGUCGAAUCCCCAGCCUCAUCGGAAGUGGUUUAACUUCAAAACAACUCCCAAAUGGAUAAGAAUAUUGUAG
Bursaphelenchus okinawaensis is the source of this 1292-nucleotide messenger RNA. The record is from the annotation of a GenBank genome assembly. Lineage: Eukaryota; Metazoa; Nematoda; Chromadorea; Rhabditida; Aphelenchoididae.